AGUCGCAGUUUGUCGUUGCUUGAUUGCAGUCGAUUCGAUUUUGUUUUGUCGUUGUCUAAAUACGUAUUAAUAUUUUUUGAGCAGAAAUUAUGUCGGAGGGCGAAUCGAAAUUUGGCUUCAAGGACAUGGAGAAGGCGUUGGAGACGCUCAAGCUGCUGGAGAGUCAUGAUAUGCAGUAUCGCAAACUGACCGUCCGUGGUCUUUUGGGACGUGCCAAACGUGUGCUCACCAUGACAAAGGCAGCCGAGAAGCUAAAGAACAUUAACGAUGCUAUCGGUGUGUUCGAACAGUGGUUGGAGGAGAAUGGUGGUGGUGCGUCCAGCAAGAAUGCAAAGACUGAUGGCGAUGAUAAGGUGGAGACAGUGCCCGGACUGGGCUUUAAGGACAAGGCAGCGGCGGAGGCAACGCUGAGCAUUUUGGAGGAACGUGAUCCGGAUUACCAAAGACUCGCGAUCAAGGGUCUUAUUGGCAGCUCGAAGCGAGUGCUCUCCGGAACCAAGAGCGAGGACAAGAUUCAAUCCAUCAAGGAGGGUGUACAGCUGCUUGAGGACUUUCUCGAAAAAUUCGAAACGGAGAAUCGCAUCAAGGACAACCGCGCAUAUCUGCCACAUGCAUUGGUGGCCAAGUUGCCUGAGCCAAAACAGGAGCUGGCUGCUGAAUUCCUGGCUGCGUAUGGCGGUGACAAGGCCAAGGGCAACUACAAGCACCUGCGUACAAUGUAUCCAAAGGAGGAGGACAGCAAGAGUUGGGAUAUCGUUCGCAAUCGUCAAAUAGCCAAAUUAUUGGAGCAAAUCAAGAGCGAGGGAGCCAAGCUGUUUGACGUGGAGACCGGUGCGCCCAGUGAACUGCACUUGGAGCUGAUACACUGGGCAUAUAGUCCGCAGCCGGACAAGGUGAAGAGCUAUGUGGACAAGUUGGCCAAGAAGUCACCGGAGAAGCGAAAACUGGAAAGCGAUAGUAGCAGCGACGAUGAUAAGUCCACCAGUAGCUCCGGAUCCGAGGAAAAAGCAGUUCCUAAGAAGAAAAAGAAGGAGGAGUGAAACGUAAAAACCACAUGCGUACACGGAAACACGGCAGAGCUUUGUGUAACGAACAGAAAACGGUUUAUACUUUAUUUAAAUACGCCAACUCAACCUCAACGCGAUUACAUUUCAGUGGUUUUGUAUAUAUAUGAAUGUAAUUAUAUUUAUGUGUGUAAACGAUGCUGCUUAGGCCUCGCUAAGAUGGGCUAGACAUCUAACGAAAGCCAUCUAAUAACCAAAUACAAGAAAAUUUAAUAUAUAUAUUUUAAA
Drosophila grimshawi is the source of this 1292-nucleotide messenger RNA. RefSeq lists its product as uncharacterized. Lineage: Eukaryota; Metazoa; Arthropoda; Insecta; Diptera; Drosophilidae. Bases 90 to 1040 code for a protein of 316 amino acids. The transcript is spliced from 3 exons. The record is from RefSeq and is a predicted model, not a curated record.